GUGACCCCCCGCUCCCGCAGGAACCCGCGGCGACGGCAGCCAUGGGGGCGCACCUGUCCCGGCGCUACCUGGGCGAUGCAUCCGGGGAGCCCGACCCCCUGCGGAUGCCCACCUUCGCGCCCGACUACGGCUUCCCGGGGCGCAAGGAGCGCGAGAUGGUGGCCACCCAGCAGCAGAUGAACGACGCGCAGCUGGUGCUCCAGCAGCGGGACUACUGCGCCCACUACCUCAUCCGGCUGCUCAAGUGCAAGCGCGACAGCUUCCCCAACUUCCUGGGCUGCAAGCGCGAGCAGCACGACUGGGACCACUGCGAGCACCUCGACUACGUGAUGCGCAUGAAGGAGUUUGAGCGGGAGCGGCGGCUGCUCCAGCGGAAGAAGCGGCGGGAGCAGAGGGAGGCGGCGGCGGCCAGAGGCCAGGGCGCCGGCGAGGUGGACCCCGAGGUGGCCCUGUAGUGGGCCCGCCCAGCACCCUGUGGACCAGCCGGAAAUAAAGGCCUCCAGCCCCUCAGCGCGAA
Molecule: messenger RNA, 517 nt
Organism: Diceros bicornis minor
Lineage: Eukaryota; Metazoa; Chordata; Mammalia; Perissodactyla; Rhinocerotidae
Gene: NDUFB7
Product: NADH:ubiquinone oxidoreductase subunit B7
Exons: 3
Coding region: 42-455 (137 amino acids)
Cellular component (GO): mitochondrion
Source: RefSeq, a predicted model, not a curated record